This is a messenger RNA of Panicum virgatum (switchgrass), 1135 nucleotides long. Its product is annotated as peroxidase P7-like. Lineage: Eukaryota; Viridiplantae; Streptophyta; Magnoliopsida; Poales; Poaceae. Gene Ontology annotation, molecular function: peroxidase activity; heme binding. The coding region runs from base 80 to 1057 and encodes 325 amino acids. Gene Ontology annotation, biological process: response to oxidative stress; hydrogen peroxide catabolic process. The record is from RefSeq and is a predicted model, not a curated record. The transcript has 3 exons.
UGAGCGCUUCGUCAUUUGGUUCAUCGAACGCUUCACUCGCUCUCUGUCGUUGCCGCUGGCUGCCUGGCUGCCGGUGGCGAUGGCGACGGGGUGGCUCUCCCGGGCGCUGUGGCUCUCGGCGCUCGCCGCCGUCGCGGCCCUCGCGCAGGGGCAGGGGCAGGGGCUGUCGCCGGGGUUCUACAACGCGACGUGCCCGGCGCUGCAGGCCGUCGUGCGGCGCGGCGUGGCGCGGGCGGUCCGGAGCGAGCCGCGCAUGGGGGCCUCCAUCCUCCGCCUCUUCUUCCACGACUGCUUCGUCAAUGGGUGCGACGCCUCCGUCUUGCUGGACGACGUGCCGGGCAGCUUCACGGGGGAGAAGAACGCGGGGCCCAACGCCAACUCGCUGCGCGGCUACGAGGUCAUCGACGCCAUCAAGGCGCAGGUCGAGGCCUCCUGCAACGCCACCGUCUCCUGCGCCGACAUCCUCGCCCUCGCCGCGCGCGACGCCGUCAACCUGCUCGGCGGGCCGAGCUGGACGGUGCCGCUGGGUCGCCGCGACGCGCGCAACACGAGCGCGAGCGCCGCAAACACCAACCUGCCGCCGCCCGACGCGGGCCUCCCCACGCUCCUGUCCAUGUUCCGCGCCAAGGGCCUGGACACGCGCGACCUGACGGCGCUCUCCGGCGCGCACACCGUGGGGCGGGCCCGCUGCGCCGUCUUCCGCUCGCACAUCUACAACGACACCGCCGCGGACGCCGCCUUCGCCGCGGGCCUCCGCGCCGGCGUCUGCCCCGCCGCGGGCGGCGACGGCAACCUCGCGCCGCUGGAGCCGCGGGCGCCCGACGCCUUCGACAACGGCUACUUCCGGGACCUGCUCGCCCGCCGCGUGCUGCUGCGCUCCGACCAGGCGCUCUACGGCGGCGGCAACAGCACCACGGACGCGCUCGUGCGCGCCUACGCCGCCAACGGGACGGCCUUCGCGGCCGACUUCGCCGCCGCGAUGGUGAGGUUGGGCGGCCUGGCCCCAGCCGCCGGGAGCGCCGGCGAGGUCCGUCUCAACUGCCGGCGAUUGAACUGAUUUUUGAUUUAGCUGCACGCGGCACCAUUUCACAUUGCUCAUCAAUGGAUAAUUAAUUAGUUCUUGGCGCACGCUUCA